AUGGCGGUGAAAAGUAAAAAACCAACCCCGGCAAAGGAAAGCCCAAAGGCAAAGGUUGAAAAAACAAAGAAGAAAAAGAAGGCUGCAAAUCCCGAGGUCGAAGAGGAUGCCAUGGAGAAUGAAGUAAAUCCUCCGCAGGAUAGCGAUGAAGAGAUGGCAACAGAAGAGCUGGCGGAUCCCGAUGGAGACCAUAAGAAAUCAACUCCCCAUGCAAAAGCAAAGGGAUCCAAAGAAAGCAAGAAGAAGGUACUGAAGAACGCAAAAUUGUCUUUUGGGCAACGUAACGAGCUUUCCGUUUACGUGAGAGGCUUGCAAAACAAAGUGACCGAUGCAGAUCUGCAGAAGUUUUUCGAAUCUGUUGGUAAAGUAGCCAAAGUUCGGUAUAUUCAUUGCCAGCGUGCCGCGAUCGUUCGUUUUGAAAAGGCAGGGUUAGUGGAAAAAGCACUGGCUCUCAGCAGCACGUCACUGAAGGGAUUGCCGGCUUACGUUGAACGCUUGAGACCGGUACUUCCGUCCCAAAAGACCAAACAGCCCAAACAGCACUCGGAAAAGAAACUGAAGAAAAAGGAGCAGGAGAACCAAAAGGACAAAAAGAAAGCCAAGAAGCAGAAGGAUAACCCUAGGUGA
Messenger RNA from Anopheles coustani, 627 nucleotides. RefSeq lists its product as uncharacterized. The transcript has a single exon. Gene Ontology annotation, molecular function: RNA binding. NCBI's taxonomy places the organism in Eukaryota, Metazoa, Arthropoda, Insecta, Diptera, Culicidae. The coding region runs from base 1 to 627 and encodes 208 amino acids. The record is from RefSeq and is a predicted model, not a curated record.